AUGGCCGAUAAGUCAAAGCUGUCGCACUGCCCAGUCCUUCAGAGCCACCAUGUCGCCAUGCCAUGGGCUUCUCGCCUCCGCGGCCCUUGGGCUGCUAGGAGGACUGGCGAUCGACGUCUCCUGCAACUUCGAGGAGGGCGCCUGCGGCUGGAUCGGCUCCAACGAGGCUAUGAGGCUUGGAGGCUUCACGACUCGGCGGAGCUGGCGGCCUUUGAGGGGAUCCAAUACAUGCGAGCUGAGGUGAAGGGGAACGAGGCUCGGGAGGGGCAGCAUCUUGUCACAGAUUACAUCAGCCUCUUGCGUCUUUGGAGGAAACAGUUCUGGAGAGUCCUCGCUUUCGGCUCCAAGAACGCACCAAGCUCAGUUUCGCUGUGUACUCCCAAACGCCUCAAAUGCGUGGCAGCCUUGAGCUGGAGCUGGAGUGCUUGGAGUGGAACAACUGGGGCAGCUUGGGCCCGCUUGUGGACUCUCGCAACCCUCAACCAAGAAGCUUGGCAACAGUUCUCGCUGGAGAUCCCGCCCGUUGCACGGGCCUUGCGCUACGUCGUUCAAAGGAGCCACGACGUCAGCUGUGACUUCGAGCUGGACACCUGCAGCUGGAAGUGUCGCUGGAUGACGUGCGUCUUCGCGUGGGAGCUGCGCGACGUUCCCAACGGUGAGAGGAGCUCGAUGUCGAUGUCGACGAGGCAAUGUACUCCAGUGGUUUGGAUUGGAUGGGUGACCUUAUGGCCACAGCUCCUGUCCAAUUUCUUGUGGUUCCUAUGGUGCGUACCCAUCGAAGAGGAUGCAGAAUUUGUAAGCCGGUUGUUCCCGGAUCCGGAUAUCGUCUGUUGGUCAUCUGUGCACCGGCCCUCAGUUUACAUCGCCAUUGCCGGCCUCUCUGUGUGGUGCUUGGGGAUUCCCGUGGCGCUCCUAUGCAGGCUGCUCACAUUGGAUGAUAUACAUGCCCCUGACACGUACCGCAAGUAUGGCUUCUUCAUCGAUGGUUUCGAGCCACUCGGCUUGAUGUUUCUCGUCACGUACACUUCCAUUGUGCAAACCCCCGAAGCCAAAGUGCUUCUGUUCCCAGUGCUGUCGGGCCUGCAGCUGUGGCGGCGUGGUUCAAACCUUUUGCCAACACUCAGGCUGAAGUGCUGGAUGUGUUGGACGUAUCUUUGUGCACAGCGCGGUUCCAUCUAUUCGUUGCCUAGCAUCCCUAUUGAUUCUGAACCCUUCCGAGCCCGUGAUUUACAGCUGGAUCCUGUCCUCGCCCGCCUUGUCAAGAAGAACGAUUACGCACCCAAGCUUGCGAAGAGGGCCGCUGAUGAGUACCGGAAGUUCCUUGUCUUGAUGGGCAUGGGGGAGACACCGAUCGCCUCCAAAAUGGUUCUCGACGCCUGGCAUUCCCACAUCAUGCCACCAGUCCGAAACAUUAGCGCACUUCUUGUCCCCGGUAGUUCGCGCGAGACCAGGUACACGAAGAUGUACGAGCGGGACUGUCAGGAGGUAUUUGGCCACCAGCUGGAAAAUGACCCCCUCGGUGAGCAAUUGGAAGAAACUCGCCUGAAGCAGACGCAGCAGCAGAUCUGUGACUACUUCGGCAUGGUUGACCGACUUGUGUGGUCGGCAGCAAAGCCAGCUGCUCUCUCGGAGAGCACGGACCCUUCUGACAUAGCGGCCAUCAUGGAUCAGUGGCUGGACCACAUCAACGAGGAGGUUGUGCUCCGUAAAGGUCUCCUGGCAGAGGACGUCCACGUGAUGGUGGCUUCACAGCAUACCAACACGGCCGUGCCUCACACGGGCCUCGAGAACGCUCUGUCCUUCUUCCACCACUACAGCCAUGCCACCAAAGCCCGGAAGUUCCUGUCCGCGGACCACGAGGCCUUUGCCAUCGAGAUUCAGAAGGGCAAGCGCAUGGGGGCCGACAUCUUCGAGGUGGACUCUGACGGGAAGAUUCUGGACGUGAAGAUCUUCAUGGCCACCCUUUUCAAGGACGUAGACGACCUCAACGACGCAGGGCUCGAGAAUCUCACCGUGCACUACACGGGCAACGGAUCCAUGGCGAUGGUCCAAGUCGGGGAGGCAGGCGGUGCCUUGACCAAAGCCGCCAUGGAGACGUGGAUGCUCAAUUUCAACAACAACGCAGCUGAGAAACACGACCUUCUGGCGGCCGACGUGCACUUGACGCAUAUGUCGCAAGUGACCGAUGCGCCUGAAACUCGUGACGGGAAGGCUGAAGUGAUAGACUUCUUCCGCGACUUCGAAAAUGCCACUGGGGCUCGAGAGUUCCUUUCCGUGGACGGAGGCGCCUUCAUGAUCGAGAACAAGGGCAAUAACCUCCACCCCCGGAUGGGACUCCUGAUUUUCGAGGUGAACCCCGAAGGCAAGAUCCAAGACAUCAAGAUUUGGGUGGCCUCCCUGCAGGGAGACAGAGACGACUUGAGCGACAGCGGCCUGACUAGCGUCGCGCCGUCGCUACUGGGCUCACGCGGAGAGGUGUUUCGUGUAGAGGCUUGGGCUAUGUUGGGCAUUCUUGCGGUCAGACUUGCUGUAGACUUGUGUUCAGAGUUCGGAGCUCCAGGCGCGACUGAGCCUGCUGUGUGCCAGCAAUCCGGCAGCCGACCAUCGCUGCAGCAGAUGCAGAGGUUCAACGCGUCUGUUGAAAAGGUGAAAGCUCUGGAUCUGGAUGCGGUCGUGGCUUUUCUCGUGAAGAAGGACGGCUACUCGCCCACGAAGGCAGCAGAGCUCGCGGAGGAAUACCGCAAGUACCUGGCCCUGGUGAGCAUCGGUCUCAGCCCCGUGCCGUCGAAGAAGGUGGAUGAUGCAUGGCACGCCCACAUCCUAAACACCAAAAAGUACCAGGCGGACACCCGCGCUCUGUUGGGCCACUUCCUCCAUCACGAGCCGGCGAACCUUCUCCUUGAGCAGCAGGGCAUGAAAGAGCAGAAAUCGUCCAUGGACAACAUGUUCUCGCGCACCAAGAUGCAGCUCUGCGACUACUAUGGCCGCGUCGAUGAAGUGGCGUGGUCCAAGGAAGACAAUCCGGUAGACUUGGUUGUUUUCGUCCGUGUCACCUGGACUAUCCAAGUCGUGCGGGUGCCAAUGCGGCUUGUGUCUGCCACCUCCCUGCAGAUGCCAGCAGUGAUCGGAGUAUUGUUCCGGUGUGGUCGAUCUCGUUCCGGCUCUGCCUGGCUCAAGAGCAAGAUUGCUGUAGCCACCUUCCUCUCACCUACCGCCAAUCCACCUUGGAUUGACAUUGCCAUGAAGCCCGCGUGCGUUGUGGCUUGCUUGUUUGCUUUGGCUUUCAAGGCCGGGGUGUCUGCCGACACCCUUCGGGUCGACGGGGCUGGAACAGAUGUCGUGGAUGCCAGAGGAACGGAAACCGCGGACGCGUGCCAGUCCGGGAGCCUGAUCCAACGCCUGAGCUCAUCCCAUAAGGUGCUGUCCGACACUGAGGCGACGCCGGCGGAGUCCCUCAAGAAGACAUCAGAGAUCAAGGAGAAGAAGAAGAAGCUGAAGAAGCAAAAGUCGAACAAGAAACACUCAGAUUUCAUGGCCUUUCUCGCCGAGGCAGAAAAGGAUGGGCCUGGGCAUCCUGAGGGCUCUGAGUGCGAGCCGGCAGGAGCUCCGCUAUUGGGCGAGAACAGGGCAAAGUUCGAGUUGCUUUCGCAGAAGGUCUUCGCCCUCGACCUGGAUCCUGUCCUCGCCCGCCUUGUCAAGAAAAGCGAGUACGCACCCAAGCUUGCGAAGAGGGCCGCUGAUGAGUACCGGAAGUUCCUUGUCUUGAUGGGCAUGGGGGAGACACCGAUCGCCUCCAAAAUGGUUCUCGACGCCUGGCAUUCCCACAUCAUGUACACGAAGAUGUACGAGCGGGACUGUCAGGAGGUAUUUGGCCACCAGCUGGAACAUGACCCCCUCGGUGAGCAAUUGGAAGAAACUCGCCUGAAGCAGACGCAGCAGCAGAUCUGUGACUACUUCGGCAUGGUUGACCGACUUGUGUGGUCGGCAGCAAAGCCAGCUGCUCUCUCGGAGAGCACGGACCCUUCUGACACAGCGGCCAUCAUGGAUCAGUGGCUGGACCACAUCAACGAGGAGGUUGUGCUCCGUAAAGGUCUCCUGGCAGAGGACGUCCACGUGAUGGUGGCUUCACAGCAUACCAACACGGCCGUGACUCACACGGGCCUCGAGAACGCUCUGUCCUUCUUCCACCACUACAGCCAUGCCACCAAAGCCCGGAAGUUCCUGUCCGCGGACCACGAGGCCUUUGCCAUCGAGAUUCAGAAGGGCAAGCGCAUGGGGGCCGACAUCUUCGAGGUGGACUCUGACGGGAAGAUUCUGGACGUGAAGAUCUUCAUGGCCACCCUUUUCAAGGACGUAGACGACCUCGACGACACAGGGCUCGAGAAUCUCACCGUACACUACACGGGCAACGGAUCCAUGGCCAGGAACACUUACCCCCUACAAGCGAUGGUCCAAGUCGGGGAGGCAGGCGGUGCCUUGACCAAAGCCGCCAUGGAGACGUGGAUGCUCAAUUUCAACAACAACGCAGCUGAGAAACACGACCUUCUGGCGGCCGACGUGCACUUGACGCAUAUGUCGCAAGUGACCGAUGCGCCUGAAACUCGUGACGGGAAGGCUGAAGUGAUAGACUUCUUCCGCGACUUCGAAAAUGCCACUGGGGCUCGAGAGUUCCUUUCCGUGGACGGAGGCGCCUUCAUGAUCGAGAACAAGGGCAAUAACCUCCACCCCCGGAUGGGACUCCUGAUUUUCGAGGUGAACCCCGAAGGCAAGAUCCAAGACAUCAAGAUUUGGGUGGCCUCCCUGCAGGGAGACAGAGACGACUUGAGCGACAGCGGCCUGACUAGCGUCGCGCCGUCGCUACUGGGCUCACGCGGAGAGGAGGCUUCGGUUUCGGGCGCGACUGAGCCUGCUGUGUGCCAGCAAUCCGGCAGCCGACCAUCGCUGCAGCAGAUGCAGAGGUUCAACGCGUCUGUUGAAAAGGUGAAAGCUCUGGAUCUGGAUGCGGUCGUGGCUUUUCUCGUGAAGAAGGACGGCUACUCGCCCACGAAGGCAGCAGAGCUCGCGGAGGAAUACCGCAAGUACCUGGCCCUGGUGAGCAUCGGUCUCAGCCCCGUGCCGUCGAAGAAGGUGGAUGAUGCAUGGCACGCCCACAUCCUAAACACCAAAAAGUACCAGGCGGACACCCGCGCUCUGUUGGGCCACUUCCUCCAUCACGAGCCGGCGAACCUUCUCCUUGAGCAGCAGGGCAUGAAAGAGCAGAAAUCGUCCAUGGACAACAUGUUCUCGCGCACCAAGAUGCAGCUCUGCGACUACUAUGGCCGCGUCGAUGAAGUGGCGUGGUCCAAGGAAGACGUUGCUCUUUGCUCGUGCGGGUGCCAAUGCGGUUGCGGUUGCAGCUGUGGAUGCGCAUGCUCAUGUGGGUGUUGUUGCUGA
Messenger RNA from Symbiodinium sp. CCMP2592, 5433 nucleotides. The record is from the annotation of a GenBank genome assembly. NCBI's taxonomy places the organism in Eukaryota, Dinophyceae, Suessiales, Symbiodiniaceae.